This is a messenger RNA of Daphnia magna, 3615 nucleotides long. RefSeq lists its product as uncharacterized. The transcript has a single exon. The record is from RefSeq and is a predicted model, not a curated record. Lineage: Eukaryota; Metazoa; Arthropoda; Branchiopoda; Diplostraca; Daphniidae. Gene Ontology annotation, biological process: DNA integration. Gene Ontology annotation, molecular function: nucleic acid binding. The coding region runs from base 1 to 3615 and encodes 1204 amino acids.
AUGUGUCUCAAUUGCCUGAACACCAAUCAUCAAGUCAACGAUUGUCGAUCAAAGAAAUUUUGUCGUGUGUGCAAAGCUAAACAUCACUCAAGUCUUCAUGGAGCAAAAUCCUUACUGGUUAUCUCAAAUUUCACCAUUUCGUCAAGCGCCAAGCAAACUCAAGAACCAACAUCAGUUCUAUCAGCCAGUACGUUGGUGGUACCCACUGAGUACAGCGUUUUAAAAACAGCCAUCACGUCAGUGUUAACCCCCAAAGGAAAUAGCAAAACAAACAUCAUAGUCGACGAAGGAUCUCAAAGGUCACUGAUGACACGAAAAUUAGCGAGAAGAGUAAAAAUCAAGAGCUCCAGUCAGGAAUUUCUGUUGCUGUCUGGCUCUACUGGACUUUCAAAUAAACCAAGUGUCUAUGAAGUAGUUGAAUUUACAUUGAUGGACAAAAAAGACAAGCCCAUCUAUAUCAAAGCUAUCGUCGUUGACCAAGUGGCAAAACCCUUAGAAGACAAACACAGUGAACGAAUCAACUCUCUUCCACAUCUAAAAAAACUGGAUCUCGCUCAUCCAACUAUCAAGAAUGACAUUUUCAACAUCGAAUUACUGAUUGGUGCAGAUUUUUAUUGGUCCAUUGUCGAAGACGAGAAGCCCAUUCGGGGUGACGGACCAAUUGCUGUACGGUCAAGAAUCGGAUAUCUUGUUUCCGGACCAUUACCAGGAACGGCCCACGAAAGUCCGAACCCAGUGAUUUCUCUUCACGUAACUGCCAUAGAAGAACUCGACGUCUCCUGUUUCUGGAGUCUAGAAUCUCUUGGAAUUCAUCCGCAAAAGGAAAAUAGUGAAGAAGCGGCGGAGUACGCAAGAGAAAACAUCAAGUAUCAAGACGGAAAAUACGUCGCAAAAUUUCCCUGGAAAAAGGAACAUCCAGAUCUCCCUCCAAACUUCAAGAUGGUCCAGAACAUGACACGGGCAAUUGUUAGGCGUCUAACAAAAGACCCAGCUCUAUUUCAGUUUUUUGGCAAACUUAUUGAAGACCAGUUAGAAAACCAAUUCAUUGAAAAGGUUCCAGAGUCCGAAACGACUAAGCCAUGCCACUACAUUCCUUUUCACUAUGUCAAGAAAAAUUCCGUUACUACGCCGAUUAGAAUUGUAUACAAUUGUUCGUGUCGAGCUCGAAACGGAGUUAGUUUUAAUGACUGUGUUCAAACGGGAGCUAUUCUACAAAAUGAUCAAGUCGGUAUCAUGCUUCGUUUUCGCUCACAUCAAAUCGGAUUAGUGGCUGAUGUGGAAAAGGCGUUUCACCACAUAGGCUUGGAUGAAAAUGACAGAGAUUUUCUACGGUGGUUUUGGCUUAAGGACCCCAGUGACCCAGAGUCUGAACUCAUCGCCUACCGUUUCAAAGUAAUACCUUUCGGAGCCAAGUCGUCACCCUUUAUUCUCAACUCCACCGUGAUUCAUCAUCUAAAACAAGAGUCAUCAGCAGUCGCCAGAAAUAUGCAAAACAACAUUUUCGUUGACAAUAUAGUAUCCGGCUGCAAGACACAAGAAGAGGCGAUAGAAUACUAUAGCUCUGCAAACACGAUCAUGAAACGAGCUGGUCUGCCAUUACAAGCAUGGGGAUUUAGCGAUCCAGUCGUAGAAGAAAAAAUCAAGAAAGAUGGGCGUCUGGAUCAAAGCUCUAUUUCAAAAACUCUAGGCUUCAUUUGGGAUCGUUCUAACGACAGGUUAAGCAUCCAACCAGUCAAUAUGUUGUCAUUUUGUUCAGUCUCGGCCACACACAAAGAUAUUCUUCGCGGAACACAUUCUCUUUAUGACCCACUCGGGUUCUACAGCCCCUUAAGUGUUAAAGGCAAGAUUCUACUUCAAGAUUUAAAUCGCGAAAAGGUUCCACUUGAGCAAAAACUUUCGGAUCAACAACUCGAUCGAUGGCGAAUGAUUGCAGCUGAUAUCUCAAGUGCUGUGGAUCAACGCAUUAUGUCCGUCUCUCGACCAUUCUUUCCCUUUCAUCUUGACCGUUGUGAGCUGCACAUAUUUGGUGACGCUAGUAGGCGUGCGUAUGGAGCUGUGGCCUAUCUAGUGCAAAAUAACCAAGUUUCGUUCGUCAUGGCGAAGUCUAAAAUCAACCCGAAGAAAGAAGAGAGUAUAGAAGGUGAGAGAGAACUAUCCAUUCCAGAAGCGGAACUCAUGGCAGCGUACAUUGGAACCUUAGUCGCUGAAACUAUCGUCGCCGCCCUGGAGCCCCUCGGCAUUCGUAUUCAAGUUUUCUUUUGGAGUGACAGUCAGAUCGUUCUUUUUUGGAUAUCAAAGCCGGAAAACCAUCCACGUUCUUUCAUUACAAACCGGGUCAAGAAAAUACGAGAGUCAACACGAUUGAAAGCAGCCACCUGGAAGUACGUGACUACUGAUCAGAAUCCAGCUGACAUACUCUCCCGUGGUGCUUCAUUAAAAGAGUUCAAAGCCUCAGACAUUUGGAAAAAGGGACCAAUUUGGUUAACGGAUCGGAAAAAUUGGCCAGUAUGGUCGGUUACCUACUUUAAGUCUUGUCAAACUCUACACAUGGCGCAAGCUAAGCCUGUAACACGACAAAAUGACAUUCUAUCAGUGAUUGACCCGUCCAAGUAUAAAUGGUCUAUCCUCUUGCGAGUGACGGCGUUAAUUCAACGUUUGUAUAAAAACCUCAAACUAAAAGAUCAUUCGAGACUGUCAUGGAAUCGCGAACCUCUUACUUCACUAGAACUAGCAGACGCGGAAAAGAUAUGGUUUCGCGUAUUUCAACGUAUGCACCUACCUGAAGAGUUACGCUACUUACAAUCGAAGAAAAGAUGUUGGCGCCCAGCUCUUGUGUCUCAACUGGACCUCUUUCUCGAUCCACAAGGAGUGAUACGAUGCGGAGGACGUUACGCCAACGCCAACAUGACUGAAGCAGCCAAACAUCCACUACUUAUCCCCAAAAACUCCCAACUAGCCAAGUUGAUCAUCACAUCAGUCCACGAAAGGAUCUUUCAUCUUAGAAUCGACCAAACUAUUACUCACCUACAACAACGCUAUUGGAUCCCAGCCUACCGACAACAAGUAGCAGCAGUCGUUCACAAUUGUGUGAAAUGUCGACGUGUAUCCGGACCAGCCUAUAGUUUACCUGAUCCCGCUCCAUUACCUACCGCCCGAGUUCAAGAUUCAUAUCCUUUCUCAACCAUGGGACUGGAUUACACAGGAGUUAUCAACAUCCGAAUCAAAGGAACAAAGGAGGUAGCUCAAGCAUACAUCCUUUUGAUGACAUGUGGUUUUUCGAGAGCUCUACAUCUUGAAGUAGUACAAGACAUGUCGACCGAAUCAUUUCUAAAAGCCUUUCGUCGCUAUACUGGCCACCAUCGACUUCCGCGCCUUAUCAUUUCAGAUAACGCGUCAACUUUCAUCACUGCAAGUGGCUACCUAACCAAACUCUUUAACGACCAUCAAGUAACAAGAUUUCUGAGCGACCGCAACAUUCAGUGGAAAUUUAUUCCAAAGAGAGCCCCGUGGUACGGAGGCUUUUGGGAAAGGUUGGUUGCAAUGCCAAAAAAUGUACUGACUAAAAUGGUGGGCCUAAACAAGCUAACACUAGAAGAACUUCAGACGGUAGUUUGA